Archocentrus centrarchus (flier cichlid) is the source of this 1631-nucleotide messenger RNA. It is a transcript of the gene bckdk, whose product is annotated as branched chain ketoacid dehydrogenase kinase. The record is from RefSeq and is a predicted model, not a curated record. NCBI's taxonomy places the organism in Eukaryota, Metazoa, Chordata, Actinopteri, Cichliformes, Cichlidae. Gene Ontology annotation, biological process: protein phosphorylation; regulation of glucose metabolic process. Gene Ontology annotation, cellular component: mitochondrion. Gene Ontology annotation, molecular function: pyruvate dehydrogenase (acetyl-transferring) kinase activity. The coding region runs from base 135 to 1421 and encodes 428 amino acids. The transcript has 11 exons.
AACGCAACUGUAUUCAGAGAUACGUGCCUUUGUGUUCUAGUACGACACAACCCUAAUGGCCUCGUAGCAACUGUGAAAUUCCAUGUUUGUAUGAGAACAGGGCAGCCCCGUUCGUACACACAGCUCGUCUCCAGAUGCGUCUGGUCCUGGCGGGUAUAGUGGCGGAGAUGCUGAGCGGCACAGCCAGCAGGGCCAGGCCGAGGCUCGGCAGCCUCUUGCUGGCCCCCGCCACCAAAACAGUACCGCCGCUGGCAGGCACAGGGAGCCGGAGAUUUCGGUCAACGUCCUCGAUGCAGGGAUAUUCAGAGAUGGCGAGAGAGCGGUCGAAGACUGUCACCUCGUUUUACAACCAGUCUGCGAUAGAUGUUUCUGCAGAAAAGGCCUCUGUUCGACUGACGUUAGCAACCCUGCUGUAUUCUGGGAAAUCUGCUGAUGGCCACCACAUCUUGAGCAGUGCCAAGUACCUCCACAAGGAGCUGCCUGUACGGAUCGCCCAUCGCAUCAAGGGUUUCCGUAGCUUGCCCUUCAUUAUCGGCUGCAACCCCACCAUUCUGCAAGUGCAUGAACUGUAUAUCAGAGCCUACCACAUGCUCAGCGACUUUCCAGAGAUCAAAGAUCAAGACGUGGAGGCUCGUUUCUGCAAACUCGUGCGGCAGCUGCUGGAUGACCAUAAGGAUGUGGUCACCAUGCUGGCUCAGGGCUUCAGGGAGUGUCGCAGACACAUCCAGGAUGAGACAGUCAUCCGCAACUUCCUGGAUACAACGCUCUGCUCUCGUUUGGGAAUCCGAAUGCUGGCAACGCACCAUCUUGCUCUUCAUGAAGAUAACCCUGAUUUUGUUGGGAUCAUAUGCAGACGUCUCUCACCCAAAAAGAUCAUAGAGAAGUGGGUGGAUUUUGCCAGACGUCUCUGUGAACACCAGUAUGGCAACUCGCCCAGGGUGAGGAUCAACGGACACGUAGCAGCUCGCUUCCCCUUCAUCCCUCUGCCUCUGGAUUACAUCCUGCCAGAGCUCCUGAAGAAUGCCAUGAGGGCCACCAUGGAAAGCCAUCUGGACACCCCAUACAAUCUACCUGAUGUGGUUGUCACCAUCGCUAAUAACGACAUCGAUUUUAUCAUCAGGAUCUCAGAUCGUGGUGGCGGCAUCCCUCACAGUAUCAUAGAUAAGGUGAUGGACUACCACUUCAGCACAGCUGAGGAGAGCGCGCAGGAUCCCCGCAUGAGCAACCUCUUCAACAGCAUUACCAACAGUGGGAAUCAGUCUAACCCUAUGCAUGGGUUUGGCUUUGGCCUGCCCACGUCUAGGGCCUACGCAGAGUACCUUGGUGGCUCACUGUCCAUCCAGUCUAUGCAGGGCAUCGGCACCGAUGUUUAUCUGCGUCUGCGCCACAUUGAUGGCAAAGGAGAGAGCUUCAGGGUGUAAAGUUUCCUGUUGGUAAUCCUUGUAGACUCAGCCAGAGAGUCGGGCUGUGCAGAGGGUUUCCCACAAUGAAGGCCAGUGAGGACGAGGUCUCACAAAGUAAAGAAAACCAAGAGUUUUUUGUUUUUUUUGUUUUGUUUUUUUCCCAGAAGGCUCCUAAAUUCACCCACUCCUUGUUCUUUUGGCUUUGUUUUUGCCUUAGACUGAUUAUAA